This is a messenger RNA of Schizophyllum commune H4-8, 4735 nucleotides long. RefSeq lists its product as uncharacterized. The coding region runs from base 1 to 4341 and encodes 1446 amino acids. The transcript is spliced from 6 exons. Lineage: Eukaryota; Fungi; Basidiomycota; Agaricomycetes; Agaricales; Schizophyllaceae. The record is from RefSeq and is a predicted model, not a curated record.
AUGCCUGCAAAGGGACGAAAGAAGGCCAACACCGAGCGCAACCAGCGCAUGCUUGCUGGAAAAGCAGCUAAGGCCAACCAGGAGAAUGUGCCUCCGGUCAACCAAAAGCUGCAGGAGACAGAGAAGAAGCUUCAGGCGUCAGAGAGGCUGAAUCUGAAGCUCAAACGUGAGAACCGGCAACUGAAGGCAGCAAUGAAAGAUCUACGCACCGAGUUACGAAAUACGAGACAACGGGAGAAAAGGCAGCGAGCCGCAGCUGCAAGCGCGAAGCGCCUGAAUGCGGAGCUUAAGGCCCAGCUCAUUCUAACAGAGAAGAAGGCUGAGGAGAGGGUCAGAUUGGCACUUAUGGACAAGUCACGGAAUAUCUCGCAUCUCGAGAAGUCAUUGCGCGACGCAGAGAAAAAAUUGACGCAGGCGGUCGUUGCAAACGAGCAGUCAUCAGCGCAGUCGUCGAAGAAGCAGGAGGAGCUUCGCAGUGUCCGCCAGCACGUCCAUAACCUGCAGAAGAUGCUUGGGCGCGCGCGAGCGACCAACCGGAGACAAAAGAAGAAGUCAGGCCCGUCGACACGCUGCUGGAACAUGAAGACAAGGCAUGCCUUCGAUAUCAAGAUUCGCGCAUUGGUGCGAAGCCUGAUUACCGCUGGAUGUAGCCAGAACAGAGUCGGGCGGCUCGUACAAGAUGUUGCUGCAACAUUCGGGGUGAAGCUGAAGAAGAUCAUUAGUCGACGAACUGCUGGACGUAUCGUUCUCGAGGGCCUCGUCAUGGCGCGUAUACAGCAGGGACAUGAGCUUAGGCUUGCGAAGGAUCUCACUCUAAGCGGUGACAGCACGUCUCGCCGCAACCAGAACUACCAGUCUCAUCACGCCACGUACCGCGUAUUUGAGGUGCUACCUGACGGGUCUAGCCGUGUUGUAUGGCGAACCCGGUUCUAUGGCAUACGAGCUACAGUGGACCACACUGCGGGCAAGUCGAAGGAGUCAUGGUUCCGGGUCUUCGAAGAGAUCAUCAGCUUCUACAAUGACUCGCCACUCUGUGCACGUACCAACACGCUCGACCUCGCCCACAUAUGCGUCAUCCUCCGUGGUAUGUGCAGCGACCACGCAUCGGCAGAGAAGGCGACGGCGGACGCGAUGCGCGAUGCUAAGCACGAUGUUAUCAUUCAAAAACUCGGGGAGGAGAAGAAAGCGGACAUGCCUCUCGAAGAGUUCGGAGCCCUCGUUGAUAGUUGGAACGCAGAGAAGGUGAAGAAAGCGGGGGGAAAGGCGGCUUGGGACGCGCUCUCGAGCGAGGAGCGCGCCGUGCACGACCUUGCAACCAUUGACGCCAUGAUACGCAGUCUCGGAGAGAAGCGAUUGAGCGAGCUUCCAACGGCGGAUCGGCGGCUACUCACCUUGUUCGUCUGGACAGGGUGCUGUAUGCAUAAAGACCAAAAUUCGUUCAAGGGGGGGAAUACGGCGAUGAUGGCGACUUGGGAAAAGCUCGGCCUGUCGCCGCCCAUCCCUCUGGCGAACAAGGCAAAUGCCGCGGCAGUGCGCAAGGCGGUUGCGCCCCAGCUCGGUGACCGCGCGCUGACCGACGACGAGCUUGCCGCACUUGAAUCGAGUACUCGUGGAGGCGCCAAAGCGACCGCAUUGGCUGGGGCGAUAUUCAACAACCACAACGAUAAAAAGGGCCAAGGCGACACGCACAUAAACGUGAUGAGCUUCAUGCUCGACCCAGACCUUGACAGGCUUGUUCGGUCCUUCCCCCACACGAGUAACACGCGCUUCGGCAGCCAUGGCGAGGCGGCGGGCGAGCUGCUUGUGCACCUUCCCCAGUACAUCGCUUUCCUGGAGUUUAUGAAGACUAAAAAGACGUCAGACAGUUGGACGAACAUGGAGCUCAACGUGUACAACGCCCUCCAUGAUGGCCCUACACUUACCGAACUCUCAGUCAUGGCGCUGUAUCAGCAGCUCAUCACCCAUCCCUACAUGCGCAUGGUGCGCGCCGACGAGGACGACCAGCUCAACGCUAUCGACCUUGGUCCCCUUCACGCCGACCUGCGCGAGCACUGCCAGCGCCUGAUCGACGCCCCCGACCUCAUCCUCGACUUCGCUGCGGACAGCCAUGUCGAAGCUACCCUCGACGGCGAGCCGUUCGAGAGGCCCGAAGUUGUCGAGGCCAUUGCCCAGUUGGACAGGGAAGGGAGGCUGGCGAAUCUGCAGCAGCUUUUCGUUAGCUUUAUAGAGGGUGCGAAGGUGACGUGGCUGCGAUUCUCGUCCGAAUACGCACCGGGCGGGGUGAUUGACGGAAUGACCGCUGAUGAGCGGUCGCACGUCUUCCUCAACGCGACUAACGACCGAAAUGAAGGGGCGCUCGGCGCGUGGUGUGUCUGGGCGCGCAAAUUUUCGACGUCUACCAUGGAUAAGCAUAACGCGAUUGCCAUGUACACGACAAACGAGACUCAACAAUUUUCCGACGAGCAUUUUCAAGACGCCGACCACGUCUACGUUAUGCGUAAAGCGCGGGAGCACGACGCAUCAGGCGUGGAGCGCAAGCGACGCAAGGAGCAGGCUGAGUUCGAGUGCGAGAUGGUCGAGAUGAAGCGGCGAAGGAUUAUGGCGAGGGCGGCGAAGAGGAGCAAGAAGGAAGCUCUGCUUGCCAGCACACCAGAGGUCAAGAGCGAGGAGGAGAUCAUGCGCAUGACGGGGAAGCUGAUAGACCUUCAAUUUGCGAAGCUGAAGUCUGUAUGGGGCCCCAAGCUUACGCUCCCACCGGGUCGAUGGAGUAUGCCGGUCGAGUCGAAGAAGCUCGCGCUAGUGGAGGUCUUUAGGCAGCACUUGCGGUUGAAGGUGGAUGGUGCAUCGCAGGCGAUCAAUUCGGGGCUAGAGGAUGUUUCUGAAGCUGUGGAGAUCACGACGGAUGCUUGGUACGAGGAGGAGGACGAGGAGAUGGACUGGGACGGACGACCUACCGCGGCUCUUUGGGAUACUUGCCCCGCUCAGCAAGCAGACAGGCUCGAUGGCGCUGCCGACGAUUGGACGCGCUUCAAUCGCGACGUCGCAGCCCGCAUGCCCUGUCUCACGCACCUGGACCUGCGCUGGAACGAGCCUGCAAGCGCGCACGAAGAGGAGGUCGUCUCACUACUCCAGUCGCUGCCCAACCUCCGCAAGAUCACCCUCCCCCGCUACUACCUCACGAGCAAGGUCGCCGAGACGCUCUCGCAAGGCCACGAGAACCUCGGGAUCAUUGAAUUUCAGUACAUGGAGGCUCAGGGGUGUGGGGAGGCCUCUGACAUCUAUACCUUCGCACCCACCUUAUCCUCCGGCGCAUUCCCCGCACUCUACGACCUCUCUCUCACCUCGUCCUUCAUCGAUAUGUGCAACUUCCUCGCACGCGGACACGGCCCUACCCACCUCACCAUGAUGUACAUCCACUCCUUUCGGCUUGAGACACCAGGCGACAUUCGCAAGCUGCUCUGCGCCGUGCGCGACACGUGCCCCCAGCUGCGCGAGCUGUCACUGCUCUCUGCAGUCGACGUCACGCCCGAGCGGCCCCAGGCGGAGGACACGGCGUCGCUGGAGACGCUCCGGCCGCUGUUCGACUGUGACAGCCUGGUGAACUUCGAGAUCCUGCUGCAGCACCCGCUGCGGCUGACCCUAGGCGACCUGGAAGAGCUCGCGCGACGGUGGCCGUCGCUGGAGAAGCUAGUGCUGAACAGCGAGCCGCCCGAGUCAGCGUCGGCGCCGCUCACCCUGCGCGCGAUUUUGCCCUUCGCUGCGCACUGCCCGCGCCUGCGUACGCUUGGGCUCUUCCUCCAUGCAUCGCGACACGACAUCCCCACCGCAUACAUCGACCCGUCGACCGACAAAAUAACCUCCCUACCUACCUUCAAGGAGCCUAUCAUACUCUCCAUGGGCGUCUCCAUCAUAGACGAGGAGGAUAUUGAGCAAGUGGCACUCUUCCUCAGCCAGGUUUGCCCCGUUGGCGCGGACCUGGAGGCUGGCGUCACCUGGGAGCUCAACGAGGACGAGGCGGCACAUAUGGACGCGGAUAUGGCGGGCAUCAUCGACGGGCGGUGCGAGAAGUGGAACCGGGUACGGGAAUUCCUGCCGCUGCUCACCCAGCUGCGGCAGCAGGAAUCGGAGCGCGCCAGAAUGCUGGAGGACAACCUGCGCGAGCUGUCCAUGCAGAACGAGCGCCUGAUGUCUGCAGCGAAGGCGGCCAAUUUGGAGAUUCCAACCUCGUCAUCUUCGAAAAUUAAACCCGCAGACGAGCGCGACGCCUCCUGGUCGCUCAAAUCCGUCACGCACUACCUCCGCGGCUUCGUGUCCCGAAAAAAUCGCAGGAGCAGCAGAUGAACGCCAACACACCAUACGAAAGAGAACGGACUCCCUACAGAUGCAGUCGUGCAUUUCUGUCGCCCCAGAUACGCAACAAAGCUAUCCCUCGCUUGCUUUUUGCUCUACCCAGCUUUUCGCGCAGAACAAUGUUGUAUGGUAAGGAACCCCUGCAUGGCGUUUGGACUCCCGUGUAGGCGCCCGGACUUGAUGGCUCACAGCAGCUAGCAGUUAUACCUUGGUUUGAUCCACGAUUUGGUUUACAGUAACAUAGCUUCCAUCCUUAGGGUAUAUUGGCUUGCGUCGUCAGCAGUACAUGGUCUUCCAUUGUUCGUACAUAGCAUUGAUGUUGAUAGUACAGUGAAUAAGUGUACAUUUGCGAUAUCCGCACAUAUAGCACGCUCAUUUGGCUGCA